CUCACUUGCCCUUGCUGCCCUCGACCCUAGUCCUUCCCAUCCAUUCUCUGUCUCUCUUUUUGAUCCAUGUAGGCCAGGGCAUCGUAGCACCCCGGUCGUCACUUGCCAUCAACCCCCGAAAUCCGGUACCUGCCCGUUCGUGGGUGCUGUAUUUCCUAUAUCUGACCUUGAGGCUCGGAAUAGCUUCACACUUAGCCCCUCUCUUAUUCUCUCUUCACCUCGGUGUCCCUCUUCGUGCUCCGUCGUCCAUCGUCUGAAUCUUCGUUUGUGCCAUCGCUGUGGCCGUCUCGUCCACCUUGUUCGCCAUUCUCAUCGUAGCCUGCAUAUCUGCACAAAUCCUUGUCGUCUCAGUUGUAGCUUGUCAGUCAGAUUCAGCCUGUCCAAUAGUUACUCGGCCAUUCUGCCCCGCGACCUCGAAACCCCAUACACUUACCGAUCGAUCUAUUCUAUCAUACGUAUUCAAUUAAUACUACCACGCGAUCUGCUCGAGCGAAAUCUCGAGAGAGAAAAAACAUCUUACGACAUAUUCGAUUUUGCGACUUCGAUCUUGACGGCCUUUUCGCAUCAGGCGAUAUCGAGGAGCUCAUACAACACUUCCGGUGUGAUACGCACAGCACUCGAUAGCUGAGUGGGCAGACUUCCUCACAGAGUAUCACCUUACCGAAUAUCCUUUGCUUUCCACAAAACUCGUUGUUUUGCCGCCAGCUUGAUCAUCUGCGGCAUCUUCUACCUGAGCUCGGAAGCCUCCGCCGCCCUUACCUCUCGCAACUACUGCCGGACGACACUCUGUCAACAAUCUGAACCGACAGAGGUCGUCCAUGAUCUUGUGAUCUCCCAAAUACUUCCACUGUAACAUGGUGCCCAGCAUUGUCCAAUCUGACGGCAUGGACCAAAUGGAAAUCCCCUUUCCAGCACAUCGUGAGCGCCAGGAAGGCUCUCCUCCCCCUUUUCAAGAUCCUCUGGCUCUUCUUCGCAGUCUUCCUGAGCCUCCGCUAGAAUGUCAAGUAUGUGUCGUUGGCGCAGGACCUGCCGGUCUGAUGUUGGCCGCAAACCUGACCAGAUUCGGCAUCAACGUUGAGGUAAUCGAUGAUCGAGCCGAUCAGACGCCCGUGGGAAGAGCCGAUGGCCUUCAGCCAAAGACGAUCGAAACAUUCCGGCAAAUGCGACUAUCAGAUACUUUGCUAAAACAAGGUGUUCGUGUCUUCGAUAUCGCAUUCUGGCGUAGCACUGCGGACGAACCUCUUCGUCGACUUGGUCGCGAAGUCCAUUAUCCCCCUAUUAUCGAUGUUCUCGACCCCUAUAUUCUUUUGGUCCAUCAAGGUAUGGUCGAAGGGCUGUUCCUUGAGGAUAUGAAAAAGCGUGGCAAGGAGGUCCGUCGAAACAUGGCUUUUGAGUCGUACAGCGUCCCCGACAACAAGACCGGCCCCCUCCAAGUCAACUGUCGUGCCAAUGUCAAUCAAGACAAGCGCUCGGUCCUGACUCAAUACCUGAUUGGAUGUGACGGCGCACACUCCAAGGUUCGCAAAAGUAUUCCCGAUGUCAAGGCUGUCGGCAUGUCUCAGGCUGCCAUUUGGGGCGUUCUUGACGGUGAACUGAUUACCGACUUCCCCGAUAUUUGGUCCAAGACGCUCGUCUACUCACAGGAGCACGGUUCAAUUCUCAUCAUUCCUCGAGAGAGGAAUAUGACUCGUUUCUAUAUUGAGCUGAAGGCCGGUGCCAAAUUUGAUCGCCGCGAUCUGGGUCAGGAGUUCAUGAUGAAGCGCGCGAAGAAGAUUAUGGCACCGUUCCGCUUGGACUGGAAGUACGUUGAGUGGUUCGGCCGUUAUCAGGUUGGCCAGAGGGUUGCUAGUCGCUUCACUGAUGGCCAUUUGAGGGCAUUCCUGGCUGGUGACGCCAGCCACACUCACUCUCCCAAGUCUGCGCAGGGUAUGAACACCUCAAUGCACGACUCAUGGAAUUUAUCGUGGAAGCUGAACCUUGCGGUUCGAGGCUUGGCCAAGCCAAAUCUUCUCGAGAGUUACGAGGAAGAACGACGCAAGAUUGCCUUGGACUUGGUUAACUUUGACUAUGAGCACGCGAACCAAAUUGCUGGUGGCGACGCCAUUGCACUCGCUGAGAACUUUAGGACCAACGUUCGCUUCAUUUCCGGAAUUGGUGCUGAAUAUGGCGAGAAUGCCAUCAACAGGCCAGGAAUUGGAAACAACCAUUUUGUAAUGGGAGACGCCAAGCCAGGAUGCCUUCUGCCUCCCGCCAAGGUGACUCGAUAUAUCGACUCCAACCCUGUGGAUAUCCAACUCGACAUACCUAUGCUCGGCCAGUUCCGAAUUUACCUUCUUAUGUGGGAUGUUCAACAAUCAGCACCGUUUCUGCAGACAUUCUGCCAUGCUAUUGCAGGCACAGACUCCUUUAUUAGCCGUCUAUCUGCUGCAGCUAGCGCAUCUUAUGCUUCUCAACCUCGAGCACCAGCUCCUGAGGAUGUUUACUCCCGACCUGAGCGAUACACCGUUGUCAGCCACCUCUUCACUUUUGGUCUUAUCACCACCAUGCCCAAGACGGAAAUUGAAAUCUCAGAUCUCCCACCUCUUCUGCAAGACAGCCGUUGGACCUUCUACCUCGACGACAUUCCCGAUCAGGACACCCGUGGCUCCCUGUGCACUAACAAAUGGCUCGGCAGCCUGGGACCUGGCGAGGUAGCCAUCGUUAACGUUCGUCCCGAUGGUUAUGUCGGCUCGAUAGGUCGCUGGGACUCAAGCCUUGAUGAGUCUGGUGUUCAGGCAGCUCGAUGGCUCGAUGAAUAUUAUGACGGAUUCAUGAAAAUUCCAACGCAGUAAGCUCAGAUGGGGUCAUGAGUUAAUAUAAAGGACUUGCCAAAGCCCACGCAACCCUAAAACUUACCCAUACUCUAUCUAAAAUUCUUCGAAAGCCAUCUGGGGGACAAGAGAUCCCUUUGCACAUUGGCAUUUCCGAAUUCUUAUAUCCAGGAGUACGGAGUAGUUGACAAUAUUUGUCAUCCCUGAUGCAAACUCCUACAGCACCCUGCUUGGGGCUGCAUCACCAUUGAGAAGGAAUAAGCAAGACGAGCCAUUGUGGCCCGAUCAACCACCACUCACAGAAGGAGGAGGGACCAGGAAGGCAUAUUUAGAGACAGACGCUAUUGUCGGCAAUAGAAGAGGGCCACCGCCACAGUAAGAUCGAUCGCUAGAUGGACGUAAUCUUGCUCAUGUUGCACACAUUUGGUAGUUGGUCACUACUCAUAUCACGCAAUCUAUUUUAUUUAUCAAAUUGCAUUUGUUUAUUAUGAUCAUUUAUUAUUAGCAUCAUGUUUUAUCGCCGUACGUACGACUUCACAUGUUCUCUUCUUAUCAGCACUGAAUGGGCAGGGUGGGAUAACUGUUCUACAUCUAGCACUCAACCAUUUUGAGACUACCAAUAACAUAAAUCAUGUGUGGCAUAGUGAAAAUGACGACACGAAAAUAUAGGAUGAGUAAGAUACAUGCAGCGAAAUAUAAUGAAGGUUCCGAUGUUUUUGAAAUUCAUGACACUCAGCUGAGCCCAACAGCCUGACUACUACCCUUAUUAUGCUAGCAGAUAUGCAAUCUACAUCAAUAUCCCAUGUUCCAUCUUCGAUUCUUCCUUGUUCGCUUUUCCUUUAUUAUUGUUGGGUAGGCAUGGAAACAUCAGCCUUUUUGGCAACGGCAUCAGCACUCUGCCAUAGAGCUGUUACUGUCUUAAGCUGAGUGUAGAAGUUGAUGCCAGGCUUUCCGUAGAAUGUGCUGGCACCACCACCAGCAAUAGACUUCUUGUUACCAGUGAAAGAGAACAUAGGCAGGGGGACAGGGAUAGGGACAUUGAUGCCCACCUGACCAGCCUCAAUGUUCUUGCGGAAGGUCUCGGCAGUAGCACCAGACCUGGUGAAGAUAGCAGUACCAUUACCAUACUCGUUCUUAUUAACAAGGUCGAUAGCGUCAUCAAUGGACUCUGCGUUGAGGCAGACAAGGACCGGGCCAAAGACCUCCUCCUUGUAACAGGUCAUGUCAGGUGUGACAUUGGUGAUGAUGGUAGGGCCAACCCAGUUACCGUUAGGGUACUUGCUGGGCUUGUAGCCACGGCCAUCGAGAAGAAUAGUAGCGCCCUCCUUCUCGGCAGACUCAAUGAGCUUCUCGAUACGCUCCUUGCUCUGCGGGGAGAUCACGGGGCCGAGAUCGGCGCCAUCCUCAAAGCCACCAUUGACGUUGAGAUGCUUGGCUUGCUCGGCGACCUCGUUGAGCCACUCCUUGGUCUCGCCAACCAUAACAAGAGUGCUCAAAGCCAUACAGCGCUGACCGGCAGCACCGAAAGCGGCACCAGUAAUGGAAUUGAUGAACUGGUUCUUGUUGGCAUCGGGCGAGACUACGGCGUGGUUCUUGGCGCCCAGGUUGGCCUGAACACGCUUGCCGUUAGCGGAACCACGGCUGAAGAUGUACUCGCCGGCCUUGUUACCACCAACGAAGCUGAUCGCUUUGAUAGCAGGCUCAUCGAGGAUGAAGUCGACGGUGCGGUGGGCGCCGUGAAUAAUGUUGACAACACCCUCAGGGAAGCCAGCCUUCUGGACAAGCUCAGCAAUGAUCAUGGCAGCACCGGGGUCACGCUCAGAAGGCUUAAGGAUGAGGGUGUUUCCAGUGAUGGUGGCAAUAGGGAUGCACCAAAGGGGAAUCAUGGCAGGGAAGUCUACACAUGAAUUAGUUAAAGUAUGAUGCUAGCGACUUGCCGAUUACUCACUGAAAGGGCAGAUAGCAGCAGUGACACCUAGGGGCUCACGGUAGGUUCGGGUCUCCAUGUCCUUGGAGACUUCAAGGACCUCGCCCUUGAGAAGCUCCGGGGCGGCGAUAGCAGCUUCAGCGACUUGAAGGCCACGAAGGACAUCACCCUUGGCAUCAGCAAAGGUCUUGCCUUGCUCGAGAGUAAUACUAGCAGCGAGGCGGUCCCAGUUCUCACGAAUAAGCUGGACAAAUCGGAACAUGAUCUGCUGUCGAGAGAUGACAGUAGUGUUCUUCCAUGACUUAAAGGCCUUCUCGGCGCUUGCAACAGCAGCCUUCAUCUCAGCGUCGGUCAUCUGAGGGACGCGAGUAACGAGCUCGUUGGUAGCGGGAUCAUGUAAGUCGAUGUACUUAUCGGUCGAGGACGAAACAAACUUGUUGUCGAUGAAGUAAGGGGUAUCGACCACCUCGACCUUUGCGUGGGUGGUAGGAUAACUGCUGGCGGUUGAGGCCAAGGCAGCCGUCACGGGCUGUAGCUGCUUGCUUGUCGCAUGAAUGCGCCUGGCAGCGACGUGGGAUGCGCCGCUUGUGAUGUUAGAUGAGGCGAGGAGAGAGGAUCGAGAGAGAGCGGGAGUAGAUCGGCUGGAAGCACCCAAGCCGCGAGAGAUUGCACGACGCAUGAUGGCGACGAAAGAUGACAGUAUAGUCUCUGAGGCUCAAAUACGUUGUGUGUAAGUGAGAGGGACGAUAACUGGGAGAGGGAGGCGAGAGCGAGAGCAAGAACAAUUGACCCCGAUAACUUCCAAUGAAGCAACAAACAGGACAGAAUUCAAGAGGCCAUGGGUUUUCUAGACUUUUAUACUGAGGAACUGUCCCGGCUAUGUCAACGGUGCGGAGGCAAUUGGAGGGGCGUUCCUCUGAGGAGGUCACCACUUACAAGCACCAAAGACGAGUCAGUGCGGGGCGGCAGGAGCAACUCAUGAUAAGCUAGCAACCUCCCCCAAGAGCAGGGCUAGCAUUUCUGGAAAGUCUAAGUGUGGGGUAAUUGCCGAGCGAGCUCCGGCUUGUCCGCUGGUUACCGUCAAUGCCGAUGGAUACCACGGUCUGAGGUUUGUCUCCCAAUUCAAGUCUCCUACUGGCUGAGAUUGCCGGCUAGAAACUAGAUCUCUCACUUCGUUUGUUCGUCUCCUUUCGCCUGCCUAAUUGGGAAACAUAUCUAUCUCAACUUCUCAAGUGACCGGCUCUCUAUCUAUGGACGUCGGGGUCACCUUCCAUGAUUCUCCAACGUAAAUGGAUGUCUAUGGAGGGCGUUCGUCUUCUCAAUAUCGAUCUAAACUGAUACUAGACGCCCUUAUCUGUGAAUGCACGCC
Molecule: messenger RNA, 6106 nt
Organism: Fusarium verticillioides 7600
Lineage: Eukaryota; Fungi; Ascomycota; Sordariomycetes; Hypocreales; Nectriaceae
Exons: 4
Coding region: 855-2831 (658 amino acids)
Molecular function (GO): FAD binding
Source: RefSeq, a predicted model, not a curated record